Molecule: messenger RNA, 1421 nt
Organism: Vombatus ursinus (common wombat)
Lineage: Eukaryota; Metazoa; Chordata; Mammalia; Diprotodontia; Vombatidae
Gene: FAM89B
Product: family with sequence similarity 89 member B
Exons: 2
Coding region: 72-611 (179 amino acids)
Source: RefSeq, a predicted model, not a curated record
AGAGGAAGAGGAGGGCAGGAGGGGGCCAGGUGCCGGGGUCCAUUUUCUUAGCGGACCCCCGCGUCGUGCCCAUGAACGGGUUGCCUGGGGGCCCUGCGCCCGCGCCCGCGCCCUUGGGCUGCCCUCUCGAGGGGCUCCCGCCGCUGCCCCGGGGGCUCAGCGGCCUCCUCAACUCGAGCGGGGGUUCGUGGAGGGACCUGGAGCGCGUCUACAGCCAGCGGAACCGCAUCCAGGACGAGCUGAGCCGGGCUGGCCGCGCCCCCGAGGGACCCUCGCAGCCCCCGCGCCGCCCCGCCAACCUGGACUCAGCCCUGGCGGUGUUGCGGAAGGAGAUGGUGGGCCUCCGCCAGCUGGACAUGUCUCUGCUGUGCCAGCUGUGCUCUCUGCACGAGUCCAUCCAAGACUACAAGCACCUGUGCCAGGACAUGAGCCUGUGCCAGGACAUGUCAUCGUCCCUGCACUCGGACAGCUCCUACCCCCCGGACACCGGCUUCUCUGACGAUGAGGACGAGCCGCCAGACUGCAGCCUGCCCCGGGACCCGCCCCCGCUCCGAGUCCCCCAGACUCACAAUUCCCGGGAUAAGUGGCUGCAGGACUCAUUCAGUCUCUGAGGACGGGUCCCUGGCCCUGAUGCCCUCUGGAGGCCCAUCGACGCUGGGCUCGAAGCUGCAGGCAGGGCCUAGCCCAUUCCACCUUCCCCCACAUAGUGCAGGCAGGUACACACACACGCACACACACACACACACACACUCCCACACUCAUUCAGUCACUCUCCCUGAACCCUCUGAUCUCUCACUGUGCUAGUUACCGGGAAUGGCUGGGGCCGGUAGGUGGGAGAAGCUGGUUUCCUUACCUUCUCUUUCAGUCACUUCUCUCAGAGGAGAGAUAUUGACCUGCUAGAGAUCCAGGCUCCACAUUAUCUCCCAUCCACUCCCAGGCCCAGCUGUCAGUGGAUUCACCCCAUUCACCCUGAUGCCCUCUUCUCCCCCGCUUCCGUUCAAGGGCUCCCAGGCAAGCUCAGCUCUCUUGAGGCCAAUCACUUGGGCAAGGGAAGGAGCAUCUGAAGCACCUUCACCCUUAGCACCUUGGCCAGACCGAUAGAGCCUCUCCUGCCACCAACAGUCAGUCUGGCUCCACAUCCAAAAAGGGAGCUAGCUGGCUCUGUUGUGGGGGCAAAUAGCAUGGCAAAGGAGAACAGCUCCAUCACUCAUUUCUUGCUGCCCCGGUAGGAGUAGCGUUCAGCAAGCGGGGCGGUCAUGUAUAAUGCUGGCUUGGCUAUUGGGUAAGGCCCAGCCCAAAGGUCGGCCUUGCUCCCCACUUGGCAAUGGGGAGGGCUGGGGCUCAGGUCUAUGCCCAAUAUUUAACGUACUGGGGUCUCGGCCUUGGGACCCCACAAAUAAAUAAAUGGCUCUCUCUGCGCA